This is a messenger RNA of Verticillium dahliae VdLs.17, 690 nucleotides long. RefSeq lists its product as uncharacterized. Bases 1 to 690 code for a protein of 229 amino acids. Gene Ontology annotation, molecular function: 1-alkyl-2-acetylglycerophosphocholine esterase activity. The transcript is spliced from 2 exons. The record is from RefSeq and is a predicted model, not a curated record. NCBI's taxonomy places the organism in Eukaryota, Fungi, Ascomycota, Sordariomycetes, Glomerellales, Plectosphaerellaceae.
AUGUCUCUGCCUACACCCAGUUUGUCGGCAUCAAGCCCCUGCUGGCCGACUUUGUCUCGCCCUCUCGCCGUCGAGUCGGACGCCUUCUACAAGUGGACCGAGCACCUCCACGUCACGGCCCGCGUGCUGUCGCCCGACCCGUCACAAAAGGUCAUCACGGCCGACCUCUACCAGCGCAACAACGGCAUUGCCCUGCCCGAGCCCAACUUUUUCUACGUCGAAAAGUCCGCCCACCUGUCGCAGUCGGACUUUGGCAUCCUCUUCCCCUGGCUCACGAAGCGCAUCUUCAACUCGGUCGAGCCCGAGCGCGCCCUGCGCGUCAACCUGCGCGCCCAGCUGCAGGUCCUCCGCGCCAACGGCGUGCCCGUCGCGCGCACCUGGGUCGGCGACCUCGUCGACGGCGUCGGCGCCGAAAAGGACGACAGCGGUAGUGGCAGUGAGGGCGAGGGCGAAGGCGAGGUCAGCGACGGCGUCACGGACGACAGGGCCAUCUUCCUGCGGAGCGACGGCAAGAUCGUCGACUGCUGGCACUGGGUCGAGACGAUCGGCAAGGGCGACGAGAAGAAGGCGGAUGCGCAGGCGGGCGAGGGCGUCAGCGCGCAGGUCGCUGAUGUCGAGGCCUCGGCGCCGCAGAUGGAGGCUGAGAUUGAGCCGCCUGUUGUCGGCAGGACCGUCUCUGCGUCGGCGUGA